Thyridium curvatum is the source of this 429-nucleotide messenger RNA. RefSeq lists its product as uncharacterized. Gene Ontology annotation, molecular function: oxidoreductase activity. The record is from RefSeq and is a predicted model, not a curated record. The transcript has 3 exons. Lineage: Eukaryota; Fungi; Ascomycota; Sordariomycetes; Thyridiales; Thyridiaceae. Bases 1 to 429 code for a protein of 142 amino acids.
AUGUCUAGCGCCCCGGCCCUCAAAGGACCUGCCCCUAAGCCGGGCAGAUAUGUCAAGAUCUCCAUCUUCCUCAGAAAGCUGCCGCACAUAACCGAUGAAUAUUUUCACGCCUACUGGGCCAACAAUCACAUUAUCCCCGCCUUGGCGAAUAAGCUUUUUGUAGAGAAAGUCCGAAGGUACAACCAGCACCACAUAACCCCGGAAUUGCGGGAGCAGAUCCAAGCAACGGGUGUUCCGGCCCUGGACUAUGAUGGAGUUGCGGAGGUUUGGGUUGACAGCCUGGAAGACUGGAAGGCUAUCUCACAGGACAAAGACUUUAUCAAGGCCAUUCUCCCCGACGAGGACCACUUUCUGCUGAAGCCCAAUACCUUUCAGAUAGGUUAUGACAACCUUGUUAUCGGUGAUGAGUGGCAACCGAAGGUCGCGUAG